This is a messenger RNA of Ooceraea biroi (clonal raider ant), 2555 nucleotides long. RefSeq names its product Brf RNA polymerase III subunit (gene Brf). Gene Ontology annotation, cellular component: transcription factor TFIIIB complex; nucleus; transcription preinitiation complex. Lineage: Eukaryota; Metazoa; Arthropoda; Insecta; Hymenoptera; Formicidae. Gene Ontology annotation, biological process: transcription preinitiation complex assembly; DNA-templated transcription initiation; transcription by RNA polymerase III. The record is from RefSeq and is a predicted model, not a curated record. Gene Ontology annotation, molecular function: TBP-class protein binding; RNA polymerase III type 3 promoter sequence-specific DNA binding; RNA polymerase III general transcription initiation factor activity.
GUGGUCGCCCACUUCUGUCACUUCUGUCGACUCUUGAACGAAGUGUGUUUGGCAGAGAAAAGCGGAAGAAUAUAUAAAAUCUUUCAUUCCUCUUACAUAUAUAUGUAUAUUUAUCUUAUUAAGAAAAUAUAAAAGAUUCAAUUAAGUAGCAACUUCUAGUCGCGCCAGUGUUCAGUGUAUCUGGAGUAUGUUCGUGUCGUUUCGUCUCAGGAAAAAUAACGAGAGCAAUCGAAUACACGUGUCCAAACAUACAACAUUUUAGGGCCUAAAAUUUAGGCAGUGUAGAAAAAUAUUUAUAUAAUUUAUAUUUCAUUUAAAAUUAUAACUUAAUUCGAUUUUAGAGAAAUUUGAUAAAUAGGCAUUUGGAGUCACUUAACAGCAAGUGUCAAAGAUGUCUGGAAGCAAGUGUCGCAACUGUGGGUCCACCAAUAUCGAUACCGAUCCGACACGUGGAGAUGCGAUUUGCAUAGAAUGUGGUUUUGUAUUGGAGGAUUCAAUUAUAGUCAGUCAGACAGCUUUUGAGGAAUCGCCAUCGGGCAAAGUGAUGGUGCUCGGACAUUUUGUUGCCAACGAUAGCACAGGUGGUGCUACAAAUUUCGGUGCAUCGUACUAUGCCAAUGGAAGAGAAUCUAGAGGAAUCACUCUGCAGAAUGCGCGAAAAGGUAUAACGCACCUUUGUCUUCAAUUAGGCCUAAGUCAAAAUUAUAUCGAUAUAUCGGUGAACUUUUAUAAGAUGGCUUUAAAUCUCCAUCUGACACGUGGAAGGAAGCAGGCUCACAAUCAGGCUGCCUGUGUGUACAUCACUUGCCGUAUGGAGAAAACGGAACAUAUGCUAAUUGACUUCAGUGACGUUCUCCAUAUCUGCGUUCAUGAACUUGGCCGUACAUACUUGCGACUCACACAAGCUUUGAAUAUCAACAUACCAUCGAUAGAUCCUAGUUUGUUCGUUUUGAGGUUUGCGCAUAAACUAGAAUUCGGUGAGAAAACUCACGCCGUGUCUAUGACGGCCUCAAGAAUAGUUCAAAGAAUGAAAAGAGACAGUAUUCAUAGUGGACGUAGACCAUCAGGUUUAUGUGGUGCAGCUUUACUAAUCGCUGCGCGGUUACAUGAAUUCAACAGAUCACCCAAUGACAUUAUAAAAAUUGUUAAAGUACACGAAUCUACUUUACGUAAAAGGUUGAUGGAAUUUGGCGAUACACCAUCCAGUGCUCUGACAUUGGACGAAUUUAUGACGGUAGAUUUAGAAGAAGAACAAGAUCCUCCAGCAUUUAAAGCAGCACGUAAGAAAGAUAAGGAGCGUUUACAAAAGUUAGAAAACAUAGACACAGAAAUAAGCGAGCUACAAGCGGAAAUCGACAAACAGUUGGAAGAUUACAGAAUAGGAAAAGUAAGAAAACGAAAGGACGUAUUAUCUAAAGAGACCGAAGUAGAGACUGAAGACGCAGAUAGAUUUGUUCGGGAAAGCAAUUUAAGCAUAAUCCAAAGAUAUGUCGAGAACAAUGUUGACAAUCCUGAUGAGGAAAUUCAAGAUGAUAUAAUAAAUAAAAAUAAUAAUUCUCUCAUUACUGGAUUAGGUCCAGACAUAGCAUCGAUGAUGUUCGCAAACGAUCAUUCAAAUGAAUACAAAGAGAAAGCAGAUAACAAUUUGGAAGAUAAGACUGUCGAGGAUAUUCAUACGAGUGAUAUUGAUGAUGAGGAAUUGGACAGUUAUAUUCUUACGGAAAAAGAAACACGAUAUAAAUCAGCCCUUUGGAAUAAAGUAAACGCUGAUUAUCUUGUCCAGCAAAAAGAGAAAGAAGAGAAGCGUUUAAAAGAGAAGGAAGAAGGUAAACCUGAGAAAAAAAGAAGAAGAACAACUUCUAGAAAGAAUAAAAUACCUGCGAAUACUGUGGGCGAAGCAAUUGAGAAAAUGUUACAAGAGAAAAAGAUAUCUACCAAAAUUAAUUAUGAAGUGUUAAAAAGCCUAAAUAAUCAACAGCGAAACAGUCAAGAAUUACAUACCACGAAUACAAAAUCAAAAUUAGAUGACGCAACAAAUUUGAGUAAACCAGUAACACUCAGUUCUUCUGUAAAGUCUACAGAAGUUUCGCUAAAGAGAAAACAUUAUUCGGUUAAAUCGAGUACACAGAAUUCAAGAAUUAUAGAUAAGACGUCAAAGGAUGAAGAAUUUACAAAAAAUUCACAAAAAGAUAUCAAGUCAAUGGAUAUUGGUGAACCCAUAGAAGACACGUCGGAAAUUGUGUUUGAAAAUUGUUGUCUGGAUGAAGAAGAAUCCGACGCCGCUGAAAUGUCCCUUGGACAAAUGCUUGAAUCUCAUGCGAUAUCCGAGACUGAAUUUUGCGAUGAUGACUAUCAGUAUGAUUAGAAAUUUUUAUAUUUAUGUACUUUAUAUGUAAUUAUUUGAUAUUAAUUAUUAUGUGUAAAAACUGUGUGUAUGUGCAAUUACACACGUAUUUAUAUGCAUUAAUUUAGUAAUAUAUGCAUUUCUCAAGCUAUUUUAUGAAAUAUAAAUUUCUGCAAUAAUAACUUACAAGAUGUGCUACAUCAUAAUAAGA